Messenger RNA from Camellia sinensis, 1137 nucleotides. RefSeq names its product dof zinc finger protein 1. NCBI's taxonomy places the organism in Eukaryota, Viridiplantae, Streptophyta, Magnoliopsida, Ericales, Theaceae. Gene Ontology annotation, molecular function: DNA binding; DNA-binding transcription factor activity. Gene Ontology annotation, biological process: regulation of DNA-templated transcription. The record is from RefSeq and is a predicted model, not a curated record.
AAUCAUGACAUCUGCUUUCUUGGGUCUUGGGUUGGGGUUUAAUUUCAAGGCUAAUUUUGAAUUAUUUGUACUUUUGGGUUUUGAGAAUUUUUUUCUUGUUGAUGGCUAGUUUUUAAAGGCAACUUUUCUAAGAGAUGAUGUUGUUGAGAGCAGCCCCCACUAAUCUUUUGAAUUUAUGUCGAAGAUCUUUCAUUUAUGUUUCAAAGGGAUAGGAGUGGUGAAUUUGAAACCCAUGGAAGGAGGCUCAAGACCAGCCAUAACUGAAAGGAGGCCAAGGCCACAUAUAGAACAAGCUUUGAACUGUCCAAGGUGCAAUUCAACUAACACAAAGUUUUGUUAUUACAACAAUUACAGUCUCACUCAACCAAGAUACUUCUGCAAGACUUGUAGAAGGUACUGGACUGAAGGUGGAUCUCUAAGAAAUGUUCCGGUAGGUGGAGGUUCAAGGAAGAACAAGGGAUCAGCAUCAUCAUCACCAGCUUCAUCAAAGAAGAUUCAUGAUCUGACCCCACCAAGUUUUUCUCAAAACCCUAAGAUCCAUGAUGGCCAAGACCUAAACCUAGCUUACCCACCAACUGCUAGUGAUUACAACAAUAGCAUCAACAACCCUAAUGCUACUACUGCUAAUUCAUCUCAUGUUUCAGCCAUGGAGCUUCUCAAGAGCACUGGAAUUGCUUCAAGGGGGCUGAGUUCGUUCUUGCCUCUGUCCAUCGCCGACACGAAUAAUACAAUCUACCCAUCUGGGUUCCCUGUGCAAGAAUUCAAGCCAAGCCUUAAUUUUUCACUAGAUGGGUUUGAAAAUGGGUAUGGAAGUUUGCAAGGGGUUCAAGAGACUGGUAGUAGUGCGAGGCUGUUUUUCCCAUUUGAGGACUUGAAGCAGACAUCAAACACAGCUGAAUUUGAGCAGAAUAGAGGAGGGCAAGGAGGAGGAGGAGAGGGUACUAGUGGGUAUUGGACUGGGAUGUUGGGUGGAGGGUCCUGGUGAGAAAAUAAUUGAAAAUGGCAAGCAAAAACACUUAAAAGAAAGUUGGUAUUUGGUGUUUCUUUUACUUCCACUUGGCGAUACUGGUAAGGUACUUCCUUGGGGUUUGAUCAUAAAACUAACAGAUAGGGUAAAUAAAUGAGUUUUUUUUUUUU